AUGGAGAUCUCUCCUCAGCUUGAAGAUGAUGCAGAUGAAAUGGUAAAACUUACUAUUGUCGAUGAUAAAGUACAAGGAAGACGGAAACCAAAUAUGACGGAUCGUGAACGACUUUUAAUGGCUAAUUAUCUGCUCAAACAAAGUCAAGGUGAAGCUCGUUUGCCUCGAGCAAUCAUCGCGGCUGCUGCCGACAAAUUCCAGGUCCAUCGCAAUACAGUGUCACGUAUUUGGAAUUUAAUGAAAGUAUCAUUGGAUCUUGGUGCAUCUACUGAUGUUGUACUGAAGCAAGUACUAUCAAAAAAACGAGGCAAUUGUGGUCGAAAGAAGAAAGAUUACUCUGCUGCACUGGAACGAGUGAAACAACUGCCUUUAAACCAGCGUGGCUCACUGCGAGCUCUUUCAUCAGCUGUGGGAGUUCCACGUACGACACUUUUUCGGCUUCUUCGUCAUGAAGGAACGACUAAGAGCACAAGUACGACGAUUGAACAAGACACUAGCUAUGAACUCAAACCAACGAUUGCCAAUUCGAUUAAAGCCGUACUGUCGGAUAAGAAUAAGAAGGAGCGAGUACGAUUCUGCUGUAGCAAACUGCAAUCGAAUGGAGUGUUUGACAAUAUGUUUAAUAUGGUGCAUAUUAACACCAAGUGGUGUUCGAUACCAGGCAAACGUGACACAAAGAGAAAGAAAGUCAUGUUUUUAAUUGCGGUUGCUCGACCGCAAUGGGAUACAGAGCGAAAGAAACAAUUUGAUGGCAAAUUAGGUGUAUGGCCGUUUGUUAUGACGACAACACCUUUAUCUAAUAGUGUAGAUGUAUCACAAACCAGUCACGUGUUCCAUGUGCUAGAGACAAUUACGAAGAGAGAGAUUCAAGAAAUGAUUAUCAACAAUGUCAUUCCGGCGAUUAAACAAAAUUUACCAAGACCUCUGCACAAUGGGCCGGUAUUUAUUCAAAUGGACAAUCAGCAGGUGAGAUUAACAGCUGAUGACCCGGUUGUCGCACAACAUGGAAACACGGAUGGCUGGAACAUUCGCGUGCAAUAUCAACCAGCUUACAGUCCUGAGCUCGUGGUAUUAAAUCAUGGUCUUCUCAAGCGUAUGUUUCCCGAAAGGUUUCCACCACAACUUAGUGGCUCACAUUUAUCUCUUAUCGAAGAGCUUAUUACUGGUGUAGAGCAAACAUUUGCUGCACUGCCCAGGCAACAGAUUAAUGAUGCUUUUCUCGUCUUACAAAAAACAAUGGAGUGUAUCCUACUAGCUGGUGGUUCCAAUGAUUUCGAAUCACAAAAAGAUGCGACGAAAAAGAGCUUACAAAAGGACGGAAGUUUACCCGUAAGUAUCUUGUGCAAACGUGAAGCUUUUGUAUCAAUAUGUCCAUACUAA
Peronospora belbahrii is the source of this 1380-nucleotide messenger RNA. The record is from the annotation of a GenBank genome assembly. NCBI's taxonomy places the organism in Eukaryota, Oomycota, Peronosporomycetes, Peronosporales, Peronosporaceae.